Fonsecaea monophora is the source of this 411-nucleotide messenger RNA. RefSeq lists its product as hypothetical. The record is from RefSeq and is a predicted model, not a curated record. NCBI's taxonomy places the organism in Eukaryota, Fungi, Ascomycota, Eurotiomycetes, Chaetothyriales, Herpotrichiellaceae. The coding region runs from base 1 to 411 and encodes 136 amino acids. The transcript has a single exon.
AUGGACGACCGCAUCCUCUUGCCCACCGACAAGGUCACAGCAUUGCUGAAACAGGAUCAUUUCCCCGUCGCCGAUGACGAAGAAGACGACGAGUCUGAGAAUGGACAACUCCGAGAGAUGGUUCAGCAGCUUUCGAAUCCGGACAGCGUCCUCGCCCGGCGCGUUGAGGAGAUUAGCAUAGGAUCGCCUGCGAUGCGAGAAUAUGACUACCGCCGGCAGUUUGAUGAGGAGGAGGACGACGACGAGGAUGAUGAUGAAGAUGGUGAUGACGAUCAUAACCAUGACCAUGACGAGGAGAAUGAUGACAACAGUAACAACGACGAGAUUAUCGCGAUUCUGCCCAACGUGCUGGAUUCCGCAGCACUCGAGCGCAUUCUCAACAGCGUCAAGAACCUUCGCACCUUGUCGUGA